GCUGAAACUGAACCGUCAAUUACUGCUCAACCACGACAAUAAACGCUGCUCAAAUCACCAUCUGCGGGCGACGAGCUUCAAAAAUGGUGUUGGACCCUCGAGGAGAGGUCGAUGCUGCUGAAGGAGAACUUGAAGACUGUGAGAAGAAAAACCAGGAGCUAAAUUCGCCAAACCAGACCAAUGGGGAGAUGGAGAGCCUAACGUCCACCAAUAGCAGCGAGGACAAUUCCAGAAGCGACCAAUCAGAGAGUGAAGAACGAACCUUCAUCACCAAUCUCUACUGUUUUAUGAAGGAAAGAAACACGCCGAUAGAGAGAAUUCCUCAUCUGGGCUUUAAACAGAUCAACCUGUGGAAAAUCUACAAAGCUGUAGAGACACUUGGAGGAUAUGAUGCGGUAACAGCGAGGAGGCAGUGGAAGAACGUGUAUGACGAGUUGGGUGGUAGUCCAGGCAGUACAAGCGCAGCCACCUGCACACGCAGACACUAUGAAAGGUUGGUUUUGCCCUUUGAGCGGCAGCUGAGAGGAGAAGAGGACAAACCACUGCCACCGUCCAAACCUCGCAAACAGUACAAGAGGAGCCCUGAGAACCGGGGGAGCAAACCAGAGAGCAAGAAGAAGAGGAAGAUGGAGAGAGACGAGAGCGAGGAGAAAAUGUUGUCUGAUCACCACUGUGACAGAGGCAGGUGUUCUCAUCACAGUCCAUGGCUGAUAUCCUCUGAUCGCCUUGACUCCGAGCACACAUCCACAGCUCCAGUCCUUGGCAUGAGCUCCAGGGAGAACCCGCUUCUCCAGACUUCCAGCCCGCCCGAAGUCAUCUCCCCCCUGGAGAAGAAGAAGCGUCUGGCUCAGGCUAGCCUCACUAUCCCUGCCUCAGAGGACGGUGGAGAACUUGAGCGACCCUCCGUUAUCCACAUAUCCCACUCUUCCCAGUCUAACACUCGCGGUCGCCACUCCUCCGAUGGCUCUCCUGUCCCAGUCUCCUCUCCUUCUGGAUCCCUGUCUCGAAGCCCCUCUCCAUACUCCGUCUCCUCCGAGGACUGCAUAGCCGUCACGACUCAAAAGUCUCCAGCUAAAGAGCCUGAAAACAAAACAGCGACUCGUUUGCCAGCUCUGUCCACAUCCAAAGCUGUCAGCACCGGAGUUUGCAAACCACUCAGCUGUUACCCCAACACCAAAGAACUCGCCAACUAUCCCCGCUUACAUUAUCGAGAGUUCCUGCAAGCUGGUGCAACAGAAAAGACCCAGAGGAGUCUUUUAGCAUGGACCUCUGAUGAUAAAUCCAGACUUGCAUCCCAUAGGCUGCCCUUGCCAGCCUACACCAAACCCUACUGGGUCCCUCAUGCCUCCAGCUUCUCCAAGGUCUUGCCCCGGGAUCCCUGCAGGCCCAUGUCAUCACUACAGCCCUCUUUUAAACCGCACAUGUCCUCCUACCACCAGCACCUCCUAAAGAGACCUGAUGAAGCCUACUUGAAGAAGAUGCCAGUAUCUUCUCCGAUUCGCAUUACGGACAGGAAGGAGAAGGCAAAGACGGCGUUGCCCAAACCUCUGCCUACCCAGCAGUACCUCUUCCACCCGCAUGGCGGACUCACUGUGCCCUACCAGCCAGCUUUAGAAAGACUUCGAGGAGACCUGACGGUUGAACAAUUAAAAGCUCUACCUCUGCAGCCCGUGCUUUUUCCAACACAUCUGUCAAUUCCUCCUGCUCAGAGCCACUCUAUGCAUUGCCCGCCAGUGGGAACCCACUUUCCUGGGUCUUACGAAGCUGCUUUGCCUUCGUACAAUUACCCGAUGCCAAUCUGGCAUGCGCCUGCUGGAUAUAACAUGCCAAGCCUGCAGCCGUACUGAACUAUUCGCAGACCUUAGAGACUUACUUUUGGGCCGUGCUUGUAUGCAACUCCUCACACAUACCACUUGAAACUAAAAUAAUCAUUAAUACAGUUAGAAAAGGUUUAAGCGAAUUACAGUGAGCUGUUUACAUGAACCUCGUGAAAUAAAAGCCAACUUACAUAACUCAUAACGCACAAGCACUCUUACAUGUCAGAAUUUGAGUGUUAAUAACUAGUCUAGAGCACCGUCCACUGUUAGAAACUAGCCUAGAGUGCCAACUGCUGUGAAAAACUAGC
Danio rerio (zebrafish) is the source of this 2125-nucleotide messenger RNA. RefSeq names its product AT-rich interaction domain 5A (gene arid5a). Gene Ontology annotation, molecular function: DNA binding. Gene Ontology annotation, cellular component: nucleus. Lineage: Eukaryota; Metazoa; Chordata; Actinopteri; Cypriniformes; Danionidae. The record is from RefSeq and is marked validated. Gene Ontology annotation, biological process: DNA-templated transcription; regulation of DNA-templated transcription.